Molecule: messenger RNA, 4127 nt
Organism: Cynoglossus semilaevis (tongue sole)
Lineage: Eukaryota; Metazoa; Chordata; Actinopteri; Pleuronectiformes; Cynoglossidae
Product: heat shock protein 67B1
Exons: 4
Coding region: 819-1922 (367 amino acids)
Biological process (GO): protein refolding; negative regulation of apoptotic process; response to heat
Cellular component (GO): cytoplasm; nucleus
Source: RefSeq, a predicted model, not a curated record
UUUUAGCAGAGUUAGCAGACUGAUGCAACAGCAGUAGCAGAGCAUCGCUCAGAGUGUAUACGACAGACAGAAUAAUUCUGUAGGUGAAGUAUCACACACAGUGUCAGAAACAUCUGUUCAAUCUGUGUUGUGCUCCAGUGGACAGUGUGCCAAGAUCCCUGGGCACAGGGCUCUAAAAAUAUAACACUGACAAGUCUGUCACACUUGAUAAAGGAGGAAACAAUAGGAAUCCUGCCGAAAACUGAAGAGCGAUAGAAAACGGAAUGGAGUGGAAGAUAAGUUCGUGCACUCCAGACACACAAAACAUUUUUUUUUGUACACCACCUCAGGUGAAAAAAAAAUCUUUCUUGGCACAAACUGUGUCCUCACAGGGGGGAGGAGACACUUGCAGCAGCCCAUGACGAGACUGAGGAGCCCAGUCAUCGUUGAAGGAAUAGAGUUCACUGGGAUGUGAGAAUUACAGACCUGGGACGCUGGGCACAGUUCAAACACAAACCAUGGCCUCGGCCAACUUCUUGGUAUUUGUCAUUUUGUCCUUAAAGUUAUAAAUAUAACUAAUUAGUCUUGAGUGUGUCUGGUCAGCAGGGAGCGGCGGCCCUCCCUCCACACCCAUCACCUCAUGCCCACAUGCCCUUCGCAUGUGACCGACGUGAUAGAGUUAUAUAAGGCCGUUGAUUUCACCUUGUCUCGCCACACUUAGCUCUGGUCAGACCGUCCUUCAAGGGAUUCUCCAGUCUUAAGCUGAAUUCACUGUUGAGUUUCAUUGAUUGGCUGAUUGGCAGCAAUUUUUUAAAUACUUUCCAUAUUUGAACCAAAUCAUGAGUGAUCAGACCCCGACGGAGCUGCAGUGUGGGGCGUAUGACCGAGGUGUUCCCUGGAAGCUUUUUAGAAAAUGGUGGCCGUCCAGUCGGAAUUCCAGUCACGACGUUGGCCUGCCACCUUCCCUGGAGGCAGGAGACGCUUGGUGGUUGAGUUUAGCAGCUGCCACGUGGCCUGGGUUUGUACCCGCUCCUCUGUUUGUGCCCUACAUGUCCAGGCUAUCUCAGCAACCCGGUCAGAAGAUCAGUAAGGAGACGUGCAAGUGGACGGUGAGUCUGGAUGUGGCUCACUUCUCGCCUACUGAGAUUUUCCUCAGCGUCAAAGAUGGAUUCCUGGUAGUGGAAGGGAAACACGAAGAGAGACAAGACGAGCACGGGUUUAUUGCCAGGUCUUUUACCAGGAAAUACAGGCUCGCUGGUGAAAUAGUUACAGCAGAAAUCACAGCCACACUUUCUGCUGAUGGAAUCCUGACUGUGGAAGCGCCGGUUCCAGAAGAGUCGGUUCCGACUGUCACUGUCAUUCCCAUCAAGGUGGAGAUGGAGGGAACUGACAAAACAACAUGUGAACAAAUACACAAGGAAGAAACCCUGCCCGAAUUAGACCCAGAUAUCACCUCAGCACCACAGGUUCCAGAGUGUACAGAGGAUGAUGUGGUAGAGUCAACAGCAGUCGAAACUGAUCAGGACCAACCUGGCAACAUCACUGCUGCUCCUGAGCAGCCAGAAGAGAAGACAGGGCCUGAAGAGAAGGAAGAGAAAGAGGAGAAGGAGGGCGAGGGGGAGGACAAGGCUCAGAUUGAUCCAAAGCCAUUUGAAGACCCCCUACCUUCAGAGCCAGCAGAUGACAGCGAUAAAGAGAGUCAUCAAGAGUCCUCUGAGCAGCACAAAGACCUGGAAAGCCAGGGGAGCCCCAACACAGACCCGCCCGAACAGGCAGAGCAUGGAGAGUCAUCUCAGAGUGAAGAGAUCAAGGUUGAAGGAGUCUCCGGUGAGGCUGCUAAGGAGAUCCCACCAGAGGAGCAGGAGCUGGUCAAAAGUCCAGAGAGUGAGGUCUCCAGCCAGGAGCAGGAGGCGUCCGACAUCAAGGAUGAACACACAGAGUAAACAGAUGACGAGGUCUGGCUGAGAUGCUGCACUCAUUGCCUACUGACAUCAACAACUUGCACAGCUUGGCUUGGCUUUAGGUCUAUUAAAAGCAUUUUCUCUAUUAAACUGAUAUAAACUACCCCUGUCUUUGGAGCUCCAGUAAAGCACGUUCAAAAACACUUAUUGGUCUUGUUAUUUUAAUUUGAUUAACUCCCUAUAAAACAUGCUGGUGUUUUUAUUUUGAGCUGUCACUAAUUAAAAAAAAAAAAAAAACCCAAUCAAGAUUAAUUGCUGGAACAGAUGUUUGUGUUCGACACCUGUUUUUAUUUUCUGACUAAUCUGAAUGAUGAAAUUAAUCUGGAAAACAAAUGCUCAGUAAAAUAUGAAAAAGUAAAUCUCAACUUUAUAGUCCAGGGGUGUCAAACAUACGGCCCGAGGGCAAACACUGGCCCACUUAGUGUUUCAAUACGGUUCACUUGGAAAAAUUAAAAGAAUACAUAAACACUUCAUAUUCAGGAAAUGUUUUGAAAAAUUAUAUUUGAUUAAAUAUGAAAAUGUAUAUAAUGUAGCAUGAAAACAAAGGGGAUAAAAAACUUUACCUGACUUCUUAUUUAUAGGUGACAUCUAGUGGCUCAUAGAACAAGUUUAUUUCAAAAUGUCAGUGAAGUUGCUGUCCCUCACGAUCUAUUUGACAGUUGUGUCAGUCUCACUGUCAGCCAUAGACUGGCUGACUGCCUUGUUAAGCUGGUCUAACACCAGCCAGACCUCUGGCCUGAAGUCGAGCUUCCACAAUCACAAACUGGGAGUUGAGUUGUUAUUUUAAGUUCGAGGUUCUUUGUUGAAACAAAAACAUUUUCUUGCAGCGUGUGUAAAUAACAGCAUGUGUAUUAUCAAUGUAUUACAGCAGCAAUAAGUAGAGGGCAGUGGAAUUAUCAGAUACGCAGUGCAGGUAGUUUUCGGUACAAUAUGUUAAUGUUUUAAUCUGAUUCAUUUUAGAAAUCAAUCAACAGGAUUAACGCAUUAAUAAUGACAGCUUCAGUGUAUUUAACAUGGGACUCUACAAGUGAACAUCACGUUCACUGUUCAACUGAGUGCAAAACGUAAAGAGAUUAAUUACUGCGCGGCUCCAGCUAAGUGAUUUUGACAUUCACCAGGCUGCUGUGCUUCAGUCAUUCAUACUGUACAUGGGAAAACUGGCAAGGUUCCAAUUCUUCAUCCCUGUCAGCACAAGUAUGAACACUGCUGAGAACUUAAAGCAACACUUAAUCAUCACAACCACAGUUGGGACAUUGUUGGGUUGUUACUCUGUCCAAUUAUAGAAUACUGAAGCAACCAUAAAAGAGUUUGAAGUGAACCAAACUGACAACAGACAAGAAGAAGUGACAAUGUUAUGCAGGUAUUCUGGGUUUUACAUAGUACUAGUAGAAUAGUCAACAACUUAAGCCAGUCAUGCUGCAGGAGUAAAGCUGUUAGCACCUGGGCUAACAGGACCUCCCAUUAAGGAUAUUCCUGGGCAAUUUUGUUUGGAUUUUUAAACAGCAGUUUCCCAUCAGAGUAAUGGUGAUGGCAGCUGUUAACGCGCAACUCCACUUUGAGACAGUUCAAGUAACAGCCUAAAAUAGCCAUAAAAUCAAAUUCAGUCUCUACACAAACGAUGGACUUGCUCUCUCCAAGAAGCUGCAAUGAAAUGCCAUUUUGGCUGCAAUACCAUUGUUGAACAAAGGGGGGAGGGUUGUUUCAUAGAACUAUAGAAAUAAUAGUAGUUUAGGACACACGUCCCAAGAGUCAUUUUAUAGCCUGUUGAAGCUUCCAAAGUCAAAGUAUGUUUCUACGGUUCUUUUUGUUGUUGUUGUUGUUGUUCAAAAUAAAUACCAAAAAUAUUCCAAUAAAGACAUCACGUAUGUAAAAUACAACUAAACUAAACAACGUUGUCCACCUACACACAGAAUCUCUGGAACCUUCCAGAGUGUGUGCAGUACAGCAGCACUAAACACCCCAACAACAAAGCAACAGUUCUUGGAUUCCUGUUGUGUACCCAGCUCUGAAUACAAGGUGUUGAAACACAAACAGAUUUUGUGGCUGAUUUUUAUUAUUAUAAUUAUUACUGCUUUAUGCAAUACAAAGACAUCAAGAAAAAAGAGAACAGAAUACAGACAAUUUUCAAUAGUCUACCACAACAAUCAUGCUAUCAUUCUUCAAACUGUUCAAAAAAAAAAAAAAAAA